AUGAUGAAACUAAAGAACAAAUGGGAUCAAUUAAAGAAUGACUGGAAACUCUGGAAAGAGCUUAAAAGGGGAUCAACUGGAUUGGGAUGGGAUCCAGUAAAGCGGACAAUUGAUGCACCUGAGGAAUCGUGGGUUGUACCAGGGCCAAAAAAAAUCAAAUUUAAUGGAAUUGAACCAGCUUUGGAGGAGAAGUUGGAUGUCAUGUUUACUGGUGUUGUAGCAACAAGAACCCAUUUUUUCACCCCUAAUGAUCAGAACAAUGAGUUCCAGACAUUCAGGGAAGUCCGAGAAAGUGAUGUGUCGUUGCGGACUACCGUUCUUGCUAUUCACGUCACGCCAGACACAUAG
Molecule: messenger RNA, 348 nt
Organism: Phalaenopsis equestris
Lineage: Eukaryota; Viridiplantae; Streptophyta; Magnoliopsida; Asparagales; Orchidaceae
Product: L10-interacting MYB domain-containing protein-like
Exons: 3
Coding region: 1-348 (115 amino acids)
Source: RefSeq, a predicted model, not a curated record